AUGAUAAAAAGGCAUCUCGUACAACAUGCAUCAGAACACACACCUAAUAUUCAUUCCAUAGUUCCUGCUCCAGGGAACCCUUCUAAUUUUAAUUAUCAACAUAUACCAGACCAUCAUGAUGGUGCUUUAUUCUAUGGGGUGACACAGUACAAUGCUGUCCACCAGCAGCCUCCGGCCUCCAAUCUUGAUUUAACUGUUGCCGCACCUUCAGGUCAUUAUAAUCCAUAUGUACCCCCAUCUGGUUUUAGGGAUUUCCCUGUUCCAGUAAAUCAUGGGGUGCAUGAUCAGUUGUCACUCUCAAGCACUCACAGAACUGUUGGUAUUCCUACGGAUAACUACAGAAGAAUCAUUCCUUACGCGGAUGGAGUUGGAGGCUCAUUUAAGAGAAAGAAUGCUGAAGAUUUUCCUGGAAAUUAUUAUUAUCAUAAUGCUUUAGUGGGCCUUAGUUCUUUUGUUUCCCCUGUGACUUCAAGGCCGACUGAGUCCGUUCCUACUUCUUUUCUGCCACCUGAGUAUGCCGGUGACGACCCUACAUCAAUGGUUGAAGGUGGAUCUCAUAGAAGUUUGAGUAAUAGACCUGAAUCUGCUCUGGCACGUAACCCUAAUCAUUUUCAAGGAAAUCAUGUCGCUCAAUCAGUGCAGUUUCUCUGCAAUCCUUGGUUGAACAUGCAUUUUAACUGUGGUGAUAACGGCACUUGUUGGAACCAGGCUCUCAAUUCACCCUAUGUACACGCAAAUGUGAAUGGACCUUAUGUUGAAGCUGGGAAUAUUGGCGUACAAGGUUAUCAAAUGACAGCCAUUAACAGAAGUUCCAGUGGUUUUCUUUAUUCUCCCAUUGCUCAGAGCCAACCCCAUCUUCAUCAUCCACCUCCACCUAUGCAAGGGGUCGGAAGAUAUAAUUAUAACUUUCCAUCUCAAGUGGCUACAUCUUCAAGUAGAAUAUCGACAAUCAGUUCUUCAAAUAGCAGCGUCAAUGCUCUCCAGGGUGUUACAGAUGCUGGGCCUACAUUUGUAGCACCAGUUUUGCCAACAGGCUUUCGGUUGUACGAACCUCAUAGAAGCGAACUCUUACUAGAUUCAAAUGCACGGCUCCCCAACCUUCCUCACUUGAGGUUUCUGCCAGAAGAUGGAGUUGCCAUGCUAGAGAUUCCUGGCUACAAUGAAGCAGGAGAUUCUAUUGAUCAGCACUGGGAUAUGCGUCUAGAUAUAGAUCACAUGUCGUACGAGGAGCUUCUUGCACUGGGGGAUCAGAUUGGUAGUGUUGGCACUGGAUUGUCUGAAGUAGCCAUUCAAAAUAAUUUGAGAACAAGAACUUUCACUUCAUCGGCAGCUUGUUCCAAUAUUGAAGAGGCAGCAUUCGUGGAUCAGAAAGUCAAUUUAUGUGUCAUAUGCCAGAUUGAUUAUGAGGAUCAAGAAAAUAUUGGAAUCUUGGAUUGUGGACAUGAAUGCCAUGGAGAUUGCAUAAAGAAGUGGCUGCUCGUGAAAAAUACUUGUCCCAUAUGCAAAUCAACAGCAUUGGUAAUUGACAGGAAGGAUAUGUAA
Fraxinus pennsylvanica is the source of this 1542-nucleotide messenger RNA. The record is from the annotation of a GenBank genome assembly. Lineage: Eukaryota; Viridiplantae; Streptophyta; Magnoliopsida; Lamiales; Oleaceae.